AUGGUCAAAGCUAUCAUUGCUCCCUCAAUUCUCGCCGGCGACUUUGCUGAGCUCGGCUGCGAAUGCCACAAAAUGUUCAAGAGCGGAUCCGACUGGGUCCACAUCGAUGUGAUGGAUGGACAUUUCGUGCCCAACAUCACGUUGGGUCCUCCCGUGAUCCAGUCUUUGAGAAAGGCUGUUCCAAGAGGUGGUGCGGAUGGCAAGUCGGCCAGCUUUUUUGACUGUCACAUGAUGGUUGCCAAUCCUGAGCAAUGGGUUCCUGAGAUCGCCAAAGCCGGUGGAGAUCAGUAUACCUUCCACUACGAAGCCACCAAAGAUCCUCUGGCUCUGGUCAAGCUCAUCAAGUCUCACGGAAUGAAGGCGGCCUGUGCUAUCAAGCCCGGCACUUCCGUGGACGUUCUGUAUCCUUUGGCCGAACAUUUGGACAUGGCCCUGGUGAUGACUGUUGAGCCAGGUUUCGGUGGUCAGAAGUUCAUGGCAAGCAUGAUGCCGAAGGUUGCUGACUUGAGAGCUAAGUAUCCUAACAUGAACAUCCAGGUCGAUGGAGGUUUGGGAGCGGACACCAUUCCCGCUGCUGCCGAGGCCGGUGCUAACGUCAUUGUCGCUGGAACUUCGGUGUUCAAGGCGACUGACCCCGCUGAGAUGAUUCAGUUUUUGAGGGAUCGCGUUAACAACAAUUUGAAAGGGAGGGGUUUGCUAGAGGAGUAA
Molecule: messenger RNA, 708 nt
Organism: Kuraishia capsulata CBS 1993
Lineage: Eukaryota; Fungi; Ascomycota; Pichiomycetes; Pichiales; Pichiaceae
Exons: 1
Coding region: 1-708 (235 amino acids)
Biological process (GO): pentose-phosphate shunt; pentose-phosphate shunt, non-oxidative branch; carbohydrate metabolic process
Cellular component (GO): cytosol
Molecular function (GO): metal ion binding; D-ribulose-phosphate 3-epimerase activity
Source: RefSeq, a predicted model, not a curated record